Messenger RNA from Monodelphis domestica (gray short-tailed opossum), 4111 nucleotides. Lineage: Eukaryota; Metazoa; Chordata; Mammalia; Didelphimorphia; Didelphidae. The record is from RefSeq and is a predicted model, not a curated record.
CUACUCUCCUACUCGCUUUUAGGGCGCGCGCCGCUCGGGUCCAUAACCAGGAUCAACAACCUAACUGGCCCCGCAACCUCCUUCCAGUCAGAUCUGCCAUCCUCCAGCAGUUCCGCGCGGUCCCCACCUCUGCACGCGAAGGCCAGCACCCCGCUCCGCCCUCAGCCCCCACCCACUCCAAGCACUAGCGGCGUAGGCCCACCCCCGCGCCUUGCCACCUUCUAAAGCGGGCCGCUGAUUGGCCACCGCAUUCCCGCUUCCUUCCCGAACCGCCAUUUUGAAAAUCUGGUGGCUUCUUCGGAGAGAGGCUGACCUGAAGCGUCACGCGCGAAAAAGGCAAAAAGGGUCCUCGGCCGUUCCCUACCAACCGGUCUUAAGAACCUUCCCCUCUCCUCACGAGCCAGGCGGGCCCGGGCAUCCCCGACCUACCGGUUGUUAGCAUGUCUUCAUCACUUCCCACCCCAGAGGGGGAGGAUCUUCCUUCCCAGCCCGCAUCUAAAAGAGACCCUGAGGUUCCUGACAAGGAAGAGAGUGAAGAAGAGGAGGAGGAGGAAGAUGAGGAGGAGGAGGAGGAAGAAAAAGAAAAAAGUCUCAUUGUAGAAGGUAAGAGAGAGAAGAAGAAAGUAGAGAGAUUGACAAUGCAAGUCUCUUCUCUACAAAGGGAGCCAUUUACAAUUGCCCAAGGAAAGGGACAGAAACUUUGUGAAAUUGAAAGAAUACACUUCUUUCUAAGUAAGAAGAAAACUGAUGAACUUAGAAAUCUUCAUAAGCUGCUUUACAACAGGCCAGGCACAGUAGCAUCUCUGAAGAAGAAUGUGGGUCAGUUCAGUGGCUUUCCAUUUGAAAAAGGAAGUGACCAAUACAAAAAAAAGGAAGAAAUGUUGAAAAAAUUUAGGAAUGCCAUGUUAAAGAGCAUCUGUGAAGUUCUCGAUUUAGAGAGAUCAGGAAUAAAUAGUGAAUUGGUAACCAGGAUCUUGAAUUUUUUGAUGCAUCCAAAACCUUCUGGCAAGCCAUUGCCCAAAUCAAAAAAAACACCAAGCAAAGGUAGUAAAAAGGAACGGAGCAGCUCUGGGAUGUCAAGAAAGGCUAAGCGUACCAAAUGUCCUGAAAUUCUAUCAGAUGAAUCUAGUAGUGAAGAAGAAAAAAAAGAAAAGGACUCUUCAGAGGAAGAAGAUAAAGAAAGCGAAGAAGAGCCACCGAAAAAGACAUCUAAAAAAGAAAAACCUAAACCAAAAACUCCUUCUAAAAGCAAAAAAUCUGUAAAAAGUGCCAAUGUCAAGAAGGCAGAUAGCAGUACCACUAAGAAAAAUCAAAAUAAUUCCAAAAAAGAAAGUGAAUCUGAAGAUAGUUCAGACGAUGAACCUUUAAUUAAAAAGUUGAAGAAACCUCCUACAGAUGAAGAACUAAAAGAGACAGUAAAGAAACUUCUGGCUAGUGCCAACUUGGAGGAAGUAACAAUGAAACAGAUUUGCAAAGAGGUAUAUGAAAACUAUCCUGCCUAUGAUUUGUCUGAAAGAAAAGAUUUCAUUAAAAAGACUGUUAAAGAGGUAAAUAUUUUCAUUUCUGCUAGUUCGAUUUCAUUUUGUAUAACUAGAACAUGAAUCUUGCCUUAUUCUUCUCAAAGUAUUUUCUCAUACAUUCCUAUUUCAUCCUCAUUAAUCCUUUGAGCUGAGCAAGUUGUUAACAUCACCAUUAAACAAAGGAGGGAACUGAGAACUAGAGAAAAGUUGUGAAAAUUGGAACUAAAAUUCAGGGGAUCUCUUGACCAACAUUUCUACUGCUGUUCUACACGCUUGCUAUAAUUAUCUUGUACUAUAUUGCUGUGGUUUCCCUUUGAAUAAUUAGAAAAAGAACUGUUUUUCUUUCCUUUUUCAAAAUUUUCUUUCCUAGUAACAACUUUAGGACAGAGGGCAGAGGCUGUGAAGAUGGAGUUAAGUGACUUGCCUAGGGUGACAUAGUUAAGGUGUGACUGAAGCCAGAUUUGAUCCCAGGUCCUCCUGGCUCCAGGUCUGGAGCUCUUUCCACUGAACCACCUAGCUGCCCUGCAUACAUAAUUUCUUAAGGAAAAAAAUAAUCUAUCCGCAUAUGUGAAAUAUUUGCCAUUAAGAGUUUUCUUUCCUAUUGUAGAACAUUUCUUUUACCAAGGAAAAUCUUUCAUAUGUUCUUAGAACACACUGCUUCCCCUUUUGGCAAUAUAGUACAUAUUUCUUCCUUAUCCUUAAUCCCUACAACAACAGUCUUCUCUCGCUCCCUCUCUGUCUCUCUUAUUUAUGUAUAUAUGUUAGCAGUUACAUAACAUGCUCAGAAUAAUAAGUUUUAGGUAUAGGAAUCUGAUAUGUUUCUUUUUCCUUUCAGUUAAUUUCAUGAGACAGAGAUCAUUUAUAAAGGCUGCUGAUUUGGAGUGUUUCCCGUGAAUUCAAAGAUCUGAUAAACACCAGCAAAAAGAAUGUAUUUCCUUUUCUAAAUCUUUGUUGGUCAAGUAUUGUGUUAAGCAGAAUUGACUGCUGAAUUUGUGUCAUAAGUGUUAAUGUAAAAAUUUGUUUUGAGUUCACCCCUUUUAAAUUGCAUUUUUAUGCAGUUUUAUUAGUUAAGAUUUUUGCAUGGCAAUGAAUGUUCCCUGCUUUUUUUUUUAUAGUUGUGUAUUUUGUACAUUUUGGAUUUCUUUAUAUAAGGUAAUGGACUCUUAGACUGUUGUAGCUUUUAGUGUGCUUAAUAUUCGUAGCUUGCUUAAUGAAAUUCUUUUAAUAAUCAAGUAGAAAAAAAGUUGUAACUAUUGGCAUCUUAUACAUGCAGAGUUUGGGUUAUUGUAGUAUUUGGUAUAGACAAUAUUUUGAAUACACAUUCUGACAAAUAGUCUAAACUUGUGGUAGUGUGUUCAUUAUAUUCAGGAUAUACAGUAUACAUGCUAUGAAUAUUUGGGUGAUUAAAUCUGAACUAUCUUAAAUAUGUACUGCAAAUUAUCAGCAUGAUAAAACAAUUGGCAUAGAUGUAUUUUUGUACUUUUAAAAAGGAUUUGUUGUAUAUAAGGUUUUCAUAUUUCUUUGUGCAAAUCAAUUUUUAAAUCUAUGUAUCUUUAGAAUUAUAACAUGAAGUGUCAGUGUUCUGCCAGAAGGUUAUGAUGGAGAAGUGGAAGUUAUAAAGAUAAUGCUAAAGAAGUAGUUAGUAGUUUACUCAUUCUUUUCCACUUAACUCUAUUUUAUUUAGGAAGUAUAAUCCUCUUAUAGCUAGCUUCACAAUGUGACUGCAAAUACAUUUUGUAUUUCAAGGAUUAACUUUAGCACAUAUUGAAAUCAAAACUGCUUCAGAAACUUUGGAGAAAGGCUCAGAUGAGUAUAACCACCUCCAGCUCAUAAUAAACUUGAACUCAGUUCCAUUUAACUGAUUUUGCCCACAUAAAAUAUAUUACUAUUCACAGGAAACAGACUACUUUUGUAGUAAUGGUGUAGAAGUUAAACAAAUGCCAAAUGAAGAUAAUGUAGUUACAUAGUGUUCGUCAGCAGCAGACCCUUGUGACUAAAAGUAUUGCUCAAAAAAGCCAAUGGUACAUUUAUUUUCACAUUAAUGGAUAGAUAUGUCACAUCAGGGCUGCUGGAUUAUAAAAUUUUUGGCCAAUCAAAAUGUUAGUUGAUCUCAACUGAAGAAAUCAUUUCUCUGCAUGUGAUUCUUCAUGAGACUAAAAUAACACAUUUUAUUUUAUAUAGACGAUACCUUAAAUCAUUUUGCCAGAUGAACUUAUCAUAUCUAAUUCUGAAACAAUUUUGAUUUGUAAAAGGGAAACAUUUGGCCUGUGGAGCAUUUUAAUAAGAAACAUUUAAUUGUCUUCACAUCAAGGGAUAGUGUUCAUUACUGAAAUGUCAAGUUUGAAUGGUGUUUUCCAUGUGGCAAAGCAGCACUUGGUGUUUCCUUUUAAUAGGCAGUUAUGUUUGACUUUUUCCUUGAAUAAAAUUUAUUAGAACCUUAUGGUAAGCUUAUUAAUUCAGAUGACUGGAAUAAGCUACUUUAAACUAACCUUAACGCAGAUCCCAAAAUUGACUUCUGAUUUUAAGAUAAAAGUUCAUUUUUUUUUUCUGUGAAACUUGUCAGUGAAAAAAUUAAAAUUGUGAGUACUAAA